Messenger RNA from Saccharomyces kudriavzevii IFO 1802, 990 nucleotides. RefSeq names its product ribonuclease (gene NUC1). Gene Ontology annotation, biological process: apoptotic DNA fragmentation. Lineage: Eukaryota; Fungi; Ascomycota; Saccharomycetes; Saccharomycetales; Saccharomycetaceae. Gene Ontology annotation, molecular function: metal ion binding; single-stranded DNA endonuclease activity; RNA endonuclease activity. Gene Ontology annotation, cellular component: nucleus; mitochondrial inner membrane. The transcript has a single exon. The coding region runs from base 1 to 990 and encodes 329 amino acids. The record is from RefSeq and is a predicted model, not a curated record.
AUGAGUAGUAGGAUAUUGUUGUCCGGUUUGGUGGGGUUGGGUGCCGGUACUGGCUUAACUUAUCUUCUUUUGAACAAACGCUCUCCGGGACAAGUUAUUGAAUCGCCUUAUCCAAUCACACAAAAAUCAAACGGUAAAAUUCAACCUCACUCCUUUAAGGUUGACCCUUCCGGAUUCUUCAAGUAUGGGUUUCCUGGUCCAAUUCAUGAUCUGCAAAACCGUGAAGAAUUUAUUUCAUGCUACAAUAGGCAAACACAGAAUCCUUAUUGGGUCUUAGAACAUAUAACGCCAGAAUCCAUGGCUGCAAGAAACGCUGAUAGGAAAAAUUCUUUUUUCAGGGAAGAUGAAGUCAUUCCAGAGAAAUUUAGAGGUAAAUUAAGCGACUAUUUCAGGUCAGGUUAUGAUCGUGGCCAUCAAGCACCAGCUGCUGACGCAAAAUUUUCUCAGCAGGCUAUGAAUGACACGUUUUAUUUAUCUAAUAUUUGUCCUCAAGUGGGAGGGGGCUUUAAUAGAGACUACUGGGCGCAUUUAGAAUAUUUUUGUAGAGGAUUGACUAAAAAGUACCAGAGUGUAAGAAUUGUUACAGGUCCUUUGUAUUUGCCAAAAAAAGAUCCUGCUGACAACAAAUUCAAAAUCACUUAUGAAGUAAUUGGCAAUCCGCCCAGCAUUGCCGUUCCAACGCAUUUUUUCAAAUUGAUUGUUGCCGAAUCGCCAACAAAUAACCCUACUAGAGAAGAUAUUGCCGUUGCAGCGUUUGUAUUACCAAAUGAACCAAUAUCCAAUGAAACGAAACUGACUGACUUUGAAGUCCCUGUAGAUGCUCUAGAAAGAAGCACUGGGUUAGAAUUUCUGCAAAAAGUGCCGCUAUUGAAGAAAAAGGCAUUAUGUAAAGAAGUGAAUUGUCAAAUUGUGGUGAGAGACUUUUCCAACGCAGCAAUUAAACCAUCAAAAGAUUUGAAAUUAUUACCACCUCCAAAAAAUGCCGAUUGA